GCGGUUUCUCAUUCAGUCGUUGCCUUCAGGGGCAGCUCGCAGUCUCUCAGAGCCAAACACAGCAAAACAGAGCCGCUCUGUAUGUGCAAUGGAAGCCUCAGCCUCAGCCUCGUAUAAUGUUGUCUUGUUUGUGCUAGCCCGUUAGCUCGCAAAAGCCAAUGACACUAUAGCCUUAAAGCAAGAGAUAAAUGUAGCUGCUGGUUAGCUAGCCUCAAGCUAACAACAACAACAACAACACAGGCAGCAGCGCCAUGGCACACAGCACCAAAUUCGAGAAGGAGACUGAGAGAGAAACAAAAAACCUGAUAAGAUGCAUCACCGGGAUAGAAGACGAGGACGACCAGAAUUAUCAAAUGGCGCUUAAAUUCUGCUGGUCCAAUUUCAGGUUUCACCGCUUCCUGGAUGUGGACAGCCAUAAAGUUCAACGUAGUAUAAGCGGGAUAUAUGAAAAGCUGAUGAUCCACUCAGACCUAAGUAAAGCAGAGAGCUGGAGGAGGCUGACUGAAGAGUUCCUCAGUUCACCUUUACCUAACACAGAUGGAACUAAGACUGAUGUGCAUCAUAGUAUACUGUCCCUGUUGCUCUUGCUAUCGGGGUCCCCCUCAAACACAAACUUCACCGAGAGACCCCGGGUGAAGGAGGCUGAAAAAGAAGAUAACUUUGACUGGGCUAAAUAUCUGAUGGAGGGUGAGGACAUCGACAAUGGACCAUACCCAGAUACUCCCGAGUGGUCUGAGGAGGAGAGUGAAGACGAGGACAGCCAGCAGCCAAUCAGCAGGGAGGAUUCUGGGAUCCAGGUGGAUCGCACCCCCCAGGAGGAUCAGGACAACACUGACAAGACGGUUCCAGUCACAUGGACAGUGGGUGAGCCUGACGCUCGGGCCUGGCUUGAACAGCAUGUGGUGACGCCCUAUUGGGUGGCUCAUGCCCCUCGUUUUCCCCACAGCCUACAUUUACACUCCAACUUGCUCAAUGUUUGGGAUCAGCACUUAUACAACAGUGAUCCAUUGUAUCUGCCAGAAGAAAAGGCCUUUGUCACAGAGACCCAAGUUAUACGGGAGACACUGUGGCUUCUCUCUGGGGUGAAGAAGCACUUUAUAUUUCAGCAUCAUGAUGGAAAAGUGUCAGUAAGGAAUAAUGUGGUGGUAACUCAUCUGACAAGCAACUGCCUGCGCUCUGUACUGGAACAUAUUGCAGUGUAUGGGCAGGCAGUAUUCAGGCUGCAGAGGUUCAUUGAUGAGGUAACAGGAUACAGCUCUGAGCCAAGCCCGCCAGGCUCCAGCUCCUCCCAUUCCUCUAAGAAGGGCUCAGAGCCUCCAUUCAGGACCUACCAGGCCUUUGUCUGGGCACUUUACAAGUAUUUCACCAGCUUCAAAGAGGAACUGACCACAAUUGAGAAAGAACUCAUAUGCAAAGAUGAGACGGUAACCCUGUCUGGCGUUCUGGAGCGACUCAGUCCUCACUUGGCGCAGAUCAAAGAGCUACACAAAGUCUUCUGCACCGGAGUCGCUGAAGUGCCCCCUGAAACUCCAAAUGUUGUGCGGGCCUCACACCUGCUCAACACCCUCUACAAGGCUAUUAUUGAGUAUGACAGUGUCGGCGAGGCAUCAGAGCAAGCUGUGGCCCUGUUAUUCUCACUGUGGACAGAGACGGUCAGACCUUACUUGGAGAUUGUGGAUGAAUGGAUUGUUCAUGGUCACCUGUUUGACCCAGCCAAAGAGUUCAUUAUCCAAAGGAACAAGGAUGUGCCAGUCAACCACCGGGACUUCUGGUAUGCCACCUACACACUGUACAGUGUGUCUGAGACGGUAGAGAACGACGAGAAGCUGAAUGACGCAGCCAGUGGGAGCUCUGGAGGAGAUCAGGGCUCAAGCAACAGGCAGCUCACCAUGGUGUCCUUCUUGAAACCGGUCCUCAAGCAGAUCAUCAUGGCUGGGAAGUCCAUGCAGCUGCUCAAAAAUUUGGACUGCAAAGAGGCUGAGCAGUCUGAGAGAUCUUCUAGAGAUGCAGAGAGGAAGAGUUUAUAUACACUGUUCCUGGAGUCGGUGCAGUCACGCCUCUGCCGCCCUGAGGACUCGCCCUCAGAUACAGUGAGUGAACAACAGGCCACCAAGAGGAGUCUUAUUAAGAUGCAGUCCAUUGUAGCACAACAUCUGCAGAUCGAUGACGUCCACGAUCCGCUGUUGGCCAUCAACUUUGCCAGGCUGUACCUGGAGCAGAGUGACUUCCAUGAAAGAUUCUCCGGAGGUGAUUUCAUUGUGGACCGUUCAUCACAGUCGGUCACCUGCCAGACCUUUGAGCUGACCCUGCGCUCCUGCCUCUACCCCCACAUCGAGAGGAGGUACAUUGAGUGCUGUGGGAACCUUAUGAAGACUCUGAAAAAAGACUAUAAGCUGCUGGAAUACCUCCAAGCUAUGAGGAACUACUUCCUCCUGGAGGCUGGAGACACCAUGUAUGACUUCUACACAGCUAUAUUUGACAAGGUGCUGGAGAAGGAGAGCUGGCAGCAGCUGUCCUUCCUCAACGUGCAGCUGCAGGAGGCAGUCGGGCAGCGCUACCCGGAGGACAGCAGCAGGUUGUCAAUUUUCUUGGAGACCAUCGACCCUGCCAGGAAAAAACAGCCUGUGAAUAAUCUCGAUGUACUUACACUCAGUUACAAGGUUCCCUGGCCUGUCGACAUUGUAAUCAGCUCCGAGUGUCAGAAGAUUUAUAAUCAAGUGUUUCUCCUGCUGCUGCAGAUCAAAUGGGCCAAAUACAGUUUAGACACACUUCGAUUCAAUGAUCUGACUGAAGCCACUAAGAAACUGGAGGGGGGUGUUGCUGAGGAAGUAACAGUCAAGGAGACGAUAAAUCAACAGAUUCACCGGAUGUGUCUGCUGCGAGUCAAACUCAUGCACUUUGUCAACAGCCUUCACAACUACAUCAUGACCAGGAUUCUACACAGCACAGGUCUGGAGUUUCAGCACCAAGUACAGGAAGCUAAGGACCUGGACCAGCUGAUCAAGAUCCAUUACAGAUACUUGUCAACCAUUCAUGACCGCUGCCUGCUGAGGGAGAAGGUCAGUUUUGUGAAGGAGGCAAUAAUGAAGGUUCUCAAUCUGGUCCUCAUCUUCUCUGAUCGAUGGCAAGCUGGGUUUGGAGCAUGGAAGAUUGAGUCCAUUGAUAAGAUGGAGUCAGAUUUCAAAAACUGUCACAUGUUCCUGGUGACAAUCCUGAAUAAAGCUGUUUGCCGUGGCUCCUUUCCUCACUUGGAGUCCCUCGCCCUGUCGCUGAUGGCCGGCUUCGAGCAGUGCUGAGGACUCAGCUGUGUGCCGCUGCGCUCCUUCCACUGCUGUCGCUGGUCCGUGAGAAGCUGCAUCAGAUAUGAGUCUCGUCUCCAGGCACCAGGGUGACGUCACCGUCUGCACCCGGGGAGCCAGACUUGGACCAGUGUGUUUUGGUGUCACACGUCUUUUGACGGCCAUCGUCAUACACCCUGUCUGUGAACAUGCAGAGCUACAUGUGACGCUUCUGGAUCUGAACGAUGUUGCUAUUUGUAAAUUUUUUUUUUUUUUUUUUUUUAAUGAGCUGUUAUGCUGUUUGUGAUUAAUGUGUACAUAUGCUCAAUAAAUAUUGCACAAUGCCGUU
Molecule: messenger RNA, 3627 nt
Organism: Myripristis murdjan (pinecone soldierfish)
Lineage: Eukaryota; Metazoa; Chordata; Actinopteri; Holocentriformes; Holocentridae
Gene: tubgcp5
Product: tubulin gamma complex component 5
Exons: 23
Coding region: 252-3296 (1014 amino acids)
Biological process (GO): spindle assembly; mitotic cell cycle; microtubule nucleation
Cellular component (GO): microtubule organizing center; gamma-tubulin complex; spindle pole
Molecular function (GO): gamma-tubulin binding; microtubule minus-end binding
Source: RefSeq, a predicted model, not a curated record